CUUCUCGCGAUGUACUACGUGAAUCGUCAGUAGAGAGUCAUAAUCGCUUACUCUAAUCUCAGUGUUUAUUUCACGUUUUGUAAAUUGUUCAAACAUAUGUACUCUGGGUGACAUUUUAUAUUGCGGUUUUACUCCAUGCACUUAAACGUAAUGUGAUAAAUUCACAUGAUCUAAAUGCCAAAAAAUGACUAGCAUUUAAAAAGGCACCGAACUUACACUGUUGACCGUACGGCGGCUGCUGUGAGGGUUUCUAUAGUGACCAAUUCACCUUUGCGAUAUCCAAGUCAAGCUGCUGUUGCAUCUAUUCAGCUGGUCAAGUCUUGCUGUUGGGUUUUUGAACGUCUUUUCAUAAGGAGAUUUCGCUACAGUUACUUGCAGAAAAAAAUGACGGAUCUUGUAGCUGUCUGGGAAGUAGCUCUGAGUGAUGGUGUUCAUAAAAUUGAAUUUGAGCAUGGAACCACUUCGGGAAAACGUGUUGUAUACGUAGAUGGAAAAGAAGUAAUCCGAAGAGACUGGAUGUUUAAACUUGUUGGAAAAGAAACAUUCACAGUUGGAGCUACCAAAACAAAAGCUACCAUCAACAUUGAUGCAGUUAGUGGUUUUGCCUAUGAGUACACAUUAGAAAUUAAUGGAAAAAGUCUUAAGAAGUACAUGGAGAACAGAUCAAAGACGACCAAUACAUGGAUAUUAAAUCUGGAUGGUAUAGACUGUAGAAUAGUACUUGAAAAAGACACUAUGGAUGUUUGGUGCAAUGGGGAAAAGAUGGAAACAGCGGGAGAAUUUGUAGAAGAUGGCACUGAAACUCAUUUUACUAUUGGAGAACAUGACUGUUGCAUUAAAGCAGUCAGUAGUGGAAAAAGAAGAGAAGGAAUAAUUCAUACUCUUAUUAUAGAUGACAAGGAAAUUCCAGAAGCUGCUGAGUAACUUUAAAUAAAAAGUUGCUGUAGCAGGUAAUAAAACACAUCAAAUCCGUAUCAGGGACUUCGCAGCUGGUGUAGAAAAAACAGAGAAUUAAAGAAGGCUCUUACAGGUUCACAGCUUUGGGCUUUGCUACCUUUAGACCUUUAUUUGAUCCCCAGGUAUCUACUAAAAUAAGUGAAUAUGCAGCAGUCAGAUUUUGACUGCUUCGGAGCUCUAGAGACAUAGUGAGAAAUAUGCAUAGAGGACAUUGAUUGUAUUGCUAACUGUAAGGUGAGCCAUUAAGUAAUGUUUUCUGUAAAAUUUGUGAGAAAACUUUUUCAGUGGCAAUGCUGGAGGCUUCAUGCAGUGAUACUGCCUUGCCAUAGUUCUCUGCUCUGUAACCUUUUGCCUUUUACAUUAUGAGCCCUGUAGCAGAACUAUAUGUGUUCACAUAUUUGCAUAAACAUGUAAAGCACAGCAGAGGUGAGCUCCAUCUUGCCUUUUUUUACAAGUUUUGUAACGGAUUAAAAUGCUGCUGAAACAGGUAAUCUGCUUAUUUUAAAUUGUUUCUAAGCAGUUGUAUAACGGUGUUUGAUGCAAACAAAAGUCAUGUCAAGCUCUAAAAAGCUGUUCAGAGAUAUGUUUGUAGAGCUGUUGCAUAAAUGACAAUUCUUUCAAAAUAAUUUUCUUUGUUUAUACAGUUUUAUUAAACCAAAAACACCCAAUAGCAAUUUAGCUGUUCUAUUUAGAAAAGUUAAGUUCUAUUUUAUUUUUUGCCUUCCUUCAGUUUUAAUUGAUAUUUAUUAGCACUUGAAUGUGUGUCUAGUUACUUUGCUGUUCAUACUUUUUUUACAUCUAUUUAUGAACAAAUUUGGACAAAUAAAGCCAAUCCCCACUAGCUGUGGGCAUGCACAUUUCUGCCUUCUUAUGGCAUCAGCAGCACAACAUAAGUGGAAUGCUUAGGGGAAAAGAAAAUACACCCCUGGGAUUCCACCUAUGUUCCUGCUGGACAGUGGCAUAGAGUGCUGACUUGGUUAAAUUCUUGGGGCCUCAGGGCCAAUAGCCUAGUAACUUCCUACGAUACUACUGACUUUAACUUUCAUUUGUAGCUCUGUUACCCUCUACCUUGAUGUAGCCAUAGUUUCUAGGAUAUUUUUUCUGUCGGCUAUCAGAAAUUGUUAGCGGUCAGACUGUAGACCACAGCAGACGACUUGAUAAAUGGGUAUUAAAAUCUUAAUAGUGUUUCAUAUCAUUACUCAAAACUGUUCAUACUGUCUUUAUCUAGUCUGUUUCAUUAAUACAUGUUUUUAAGUGUGUGCACUGGUAAAGUAAAAGGUUGUCUUGUUCUCUGCCAAAAAGUAAAGUAGCUGGAAGAAAGUAAAGCAAAAUAGCCUUUACUGAGCAAAUGGUGGAGUCCCACUAGAUAAUGUGGUUCACUCAUAUGUUGUUUACUACUCCAGUGUGAUAGAUCCUGGCUACUAAAUUAUGAAGUUAUAUCCCUUUGAGGGGCACAAUACAGUGUUAUUUACUCUUAGGUUAACCGUCUUGUGCCCUUUUGAACAGUGGUUUAAUUUUACUGCAGUCCUGCACACAUGGAAUCCCUUUGUUCCACACUGGCAUUUUUGCAUAACCUAACUGUCAACUGCCCCUUUUUGCCAGUCACAUUUUCAGUCUUGUCUCAAUAGAUCUUAAAGGAAAGCACCUGUGUUCAUUGUUGAAGAAGCAUAGACACUAUGAGUGCUGUUGCUAGAUUAACAAAUAAAGAUCAUCACAUGUAUUGCCUGUUCUGCCAGUCAGCUCAGCACAAAGACCAGACAAAAGGCUGUGCAAAAGACACCACAACUGAAACAAACAGAUCCAAGGUUAGUGGUGUGAAGAUUAUGCCUAUGGAUUCUAGGUCUGGCUUUUCUUCAUAGUCUGUUUUGGUUUCAAUCCUUCACUUAGGUCCAUGUCACCUAGUAAGAUGCCAUCCUCUUGUUUUGUGUCUUUUGACCCUGUGAAGUUGAAGAGGAAAGCAUCAACCCAGGACUUACUGCUGGGAUCAAGAUCCUGCCAUCUGUAGGCGUGUUCUAAGGCAUAGAGGGGUAAAGCCCUGAAUACACUGCAGGUGACCUGAGUUUGAAUAGCUGCUUGAGUGUCUAUAAGAUCUAGUUGGAGAGGAGGGGAGUCAGCAGCCACCGCUAGUUCUGCCAUCCUGGAAGGAGGGGGACUGCUCUGCUCAUCACAUGUAUGAUACCUACGAAAAGCAGUAGGUGUUUACCCAGUGGAGCUUGAGUCUCACAGGUCAAAAAACAAGAUAACAAGCAGAAAUCCACUGGAAAGCCACACAAGGAAGAGCCAGAUUCAACAAUUAGUGCUUUCAUUCAAUUUAUUACACUAUGAACUUCAUCAGAAAAUAAAUUUCUCACCAAAGACCACCCUUUUUAUACUAAGAUUUGUAAAAAAGCACAUGACAUUUCACACCAAUGAAAAAAUAAAUAAAUAAAUCUAUCAGUUUAUGAAAGCAUCUUUUUAAGAGACAAAAUUUUCUUUGGCAGUCACAUUGUAGAUCAUUGAUUACUCUCCUGAAGAUGAGAUCGACCCAUUCUACUUUUACUGUGUGUAAUCCACAUCCUCUGGUUAAAAGUGCUAUGGCCUUUUGCAAGAAAAAGAGAUGAUAGUUGUUUGUAUAGGCCUUUUAACCAUCAAGGUCUCUUCUCCCUCCAUGUUCUUCCUUCAUAUCUUAUAAGGAAGUUUUAGACCAUGGCCUAAGGACCUCAACAGUCACGUCUUGCCCAUUAUUAUUUAGGACGUAUUUUUAGAAUUGAUCUUAAUAGGCAUUGUUCUGCAUCUGAUCAGUAUUCUUCAUCCUAUCUUCCUAUGGUAAGCAGACAUUUGUCAGAGGAGUUUGUGUGCCAUUUUAGUUUUUCCUGAACAAAGGAAGUAUGGUGAGCGCACCUCAGUGGUCACAGGUAAAAGGAUUGUAUUCCCAUCUUUUCCUUGUCCACAAGAAAUUACGUGGGUAUACUCUACUGCAGUCCUUAGCUUCAGCUGUCAUAUUAAAUAUGGGAGCUUCCUCCUGUCACCCUCCCAGGUUGUAAUGCCCUUGUUGGUAGAAAGUUACAGUAUGGGACCUGUAGGUACUGGGCACAAUGUAUUCUUGCUAAUGAGAAUUAAUUUGGGAGUGUCACUAGAAAUGUCUGUAUUUCAUUCUGGAUACUCAACACUUUCUGUACAAAAUUCUGCCUUUGGACCUUUCUUCUUCUUUUAAGAUUUUUAACUAGUGCUUUGCUAUGGUUAAGUGCUUACAGCUCAGUAGUCUCUGUGUUACUAUGUUAGGGGGACAGUUGGUGGUUUAUUCUAUUUUGAGUUGACUUUGGAAAUGUCUUAUGCCCUACCUUGCUUGCAUUACCUAAGGAUUUCUACUUAAUGGAAAAAGUCCCUUUGUCCAGUCCAGCUCAUCAGAUUUGUUAGGAUGAUAAUGAACAAUGACUAGUGUUUUCUUCCCAUGGUGAAGACUUCCAAACUCUGUGUGUCCUACUUGAUAUCCUUCCAAUUUUGGCGUGAGUCCUUCUUUACUUGCUGGAAACAUCGUAGUGACUCAGUGGUUACGGUCUCUACCUCAUAGUUCCAGGGUCCCAGAUUCAGUUCUGAUUUCUGGUUACUGUUUGUGUGGACUUUGGCUGGGUUUACUCCCACCUCAUCAAAAUAAUCUGGUUGAUUGUAUACUCUACAGCUGUCUGUGUAUAUUCCAUUUACUCUUGCCAUAGUGAUCCUGGUCAUGUUUUAAAAAGAUCUAUGAUGACCAGUUCACUUAUUUAAUUAAGAAACAAAUAAAAACUUGAAAUUAUUACAGCAACUUUUUUACAGGUCUUACUUUGAAAAGGAGUAUUAACAUCAUUUAAUACUAAUACUUGGAUAUACCAUAUCAUAACUUUGUCUAACAUUAGAUCAGAAUUUCCAAAUAAUACCUGUGGCUUGGUGCUUAGUCUUUUGGAUUUAGUCCUUAAUACAGAGUGCCUUGUUGAAAACAUUGUAAUAGAGGUUCAGUGAUUAAUAGAGCAGAACCUUUGACAGCACACUUUCAAGACCCACUUGUUGCAAGUGUUUCCAGGUACUCUGCAUGCUUCUUGAAGGUACACACAUAAGUAAAAUAUUUAAAUAUAAGAGAAAUAUGGAAUACAUGUUUGUGAGACAAAAGGAUAAUUUCUUAUACAAAUAUGAUUUUAUAUAUAUACAUGCACACACACAUAGGCAGAUAUCUGCAUUUGCAUAAGAUACAAGACAAAAGGAAUUGUUGGGCUAGGAUAUGAGUAUGGGGGGUCGAAUACAAAGAAAGUACAUUCUCAAUCUUUUUUCCUUGAAAAGUUUGAGGAGGUGCAAUUCCCUUUUGAGAUAAGCAAAUGUGAGUGCACCUGGGUUCCAUACAGUAUUGUGUCUUGAGUCUGGUGGAGUGAAGUGUAUGGGUAUUUCUAAACAGCAUGAGAGUACUUGCACAGAGUUUGAAGAGAACUCCCCUGCAUUUCCGUCUUAAAGCCCAUGAGUCAGUGGUCAUGCAAGUACUUUCAACAAAAUUUACAUCACUGUGUCAGUGCCUUGGUUCAUUUGAGAAAUUCUUUUCAUUCACAGUUUCACCAAGUCAACUUGCUAUUAAUAGCAUCACAACCAACCCUUCAUCCAUCUUAUUUCAAACUAAAAUAAGCUUGUUCUGUUAAGUUCAUACCACUGAGUGGUGCAGUUCUGACUAUUGAAUUUAUUUUACGAUAUCUCCAUAGGUUCCUUGCUGUAUUCUGAAGGAAUCAUAAUUAUGUGUUUUGGGGUAACAUACAUUUAAGUAUUGCCACAGAAAAUAUCCAGCAGGCGUGAUUGUAUUUAGCUCACUUCAGAAGAUUUCUACACCAGUGUGUUAUCUGCUUAGGAAAGUACAACUUAAGAGACAUUAAACUUUGCAAGUGCCAUAAGACAGAAUACUCUGGAGGGAUAUAGUUUGAGGGUGAAAAUCAGAAUAUUGGCAAAUGAGAUGGAAUACAUAGUGGAAGAGAAACAGGCAAUCACAAAACUAAACAAAUAAACUUCUUUUUUUUUUAAACUUUCUUUUUAUUAAUUUUCAUAAAUCAUGAACUUCUUACAUCAUGCAGAUAAUUAUACAUAAACAACACUAAAUAUUAAAACUAUAUACAAAAAAUGCUCAUAACAUUAGACUACUCUGUUGAAAUCAUUACAUUUUAUCUAAUAACUUUUUUAGUUUCAUCCAGGAUAACUUCCUAUGUGUCAUUCUUGUCGUUCUCUAAGCAAGAGUUGAAAGAUCUCUAGUACUUACUGUUUUGGCCAAUAAUGUAAAUUCAGCAAAAGAUACAAUUAUUUUGGUUUUCCAGUUUGAAGUGAUGACUUUUCUUGCUGUUGCCAAAAGAGACCAGAGAAGAUGCAUUUGUGACUUUGGUAUACAAUCUGGCAUUGGAGCAUUAAACAACAAAAGUGCACCUGUUAUUAUACACUUGUCAGUCCACAAUGCCUUCAUAAAAUCUCUAAAUUUCUGCCAAAAUGGGACAUUCACUCUGCAUUCAAGGAACAUGUGUACCCAACCAGCACAGAGACUGUCAUCACAUCUCCAACAAUUAUGACUAUUUUUAUUUGACAUUAUAGCAAUUCUCUGUGGGGUAAAGAAACUCCUGUGUAAAAACUUCCAUGUAAAUAUUUUCAAAUAUGGAGAGGAUGUUGUAUGAUUAAUUGACCGAAGUGUUAAUAAUUUAUCAUUUUCAGAAAAAUUAAAUCUGUUCAUACUUUCUAUAUAACUCCAUAAAGAGUCUUCAGGCUGUUUUAGGUCAGCUCUUAAUGUCUUGUAAAUCUUAGAUAAGGAGAACCCCAUGUUAAAUUGUGAUGUAUUUAAUUCACUUAAAAGAAAGAUUAUUUUAGGCUGUAAUAAAAUAUUAGUCACUUGGCUCA
Messenger RNA from Protopterus annectens (West African lungfish), 6822 nucleotides. RefSeq names its product Fas apoptotic inhibitory molecule (gene FAIM). Gene Ontology annotation, biological process: positive regulation of neurogenesis; canonical NF-kappaB signal transduction; negative regulation of extrinsic apoptotic signaling pathway via death domain receptors. The record is from RefSeq and is a predicted model, not a curated record. Lineage: Eukaryota; Metazoa; Chordata; Ceratodontiformes; Protopteridae. The coding region runs from base 385 to 924 and encodes 179 amino acids. The transcript has 5 exons.